Zophobas morio is the source of this 500-nucleotide messenger RNA. RefSeq names its product protein anon-73B1. Bases 195 to 446 code for a protein of 83 amino acids. The transcript has 3 exons. Lineage: Eukaryota; Metazoa; Arthropoda; Insecta; Coleoptera; Tenebrionidae. Gene Ontology annotation, cellular component: membrane. The record is from RefSeq and is a predicted model, not a curated record.
CAUUGGUGUUUUUUUUUUCUCUUUUAUUAAUUAAACACAUAAUAUUAUAAUAAAGCAAUUUGUACAAUUCACCAACACACAAAGUAAACAGCAAACUAUGAGUAUGAAAAGAUUUAUUCGAACAACGGUAACUUAAUAGUCGUGGAUUGAGGUUAUUAAGUUUUCCGUGUCGUAGGCCACACGACCACGCUAAAAUGAACGCUGCUAUUAACAUCGGUGUCGAAGACAUGACCGCCACCAUUGUACGGUACGGUCUUUAUCUGGGGGCCCUCUUCCAAAUCGCCUGUUUGGCUGCCUGCAUUUUCAUGCCGGAUUCAUCGGACGACAAUAACUGGUUAUCCAGAGGAGACAGCGACGACGAAAGUUCCGAGCAAAGCACCCCUCAAAAUACCCCCCGUAGACCGUACCAUCGAACCCGAAAACAAGAAAAAAAGAAGCGACGUUAAAAUCCUCAUUUUAAAUAUUUAUUUAAUUAAAAACAAUAAACUUCUUAACAAGCA